UUGUUCAUUUUUAACCAAAAACAAAAUUUGAUACUGCAGCUUUAAAUAGCCAAUAGCAUGUAUCCUGGGUUAAGCCGUACUUGACAGUUGUUACCAUGGAUUUUUAUAAUGUUGGGGUGGGACACUUCAGAUUUUAGAGAGCAUUUGUUUCAACGCUACAAAUCGAUAGCUUAUAGAUAACCUUAAGGCUAACAUAUUCAUACUAAAAACCCACAAAACUUUCAUUUUGAUUUCAUGGGGACUUUAACAUACCUGUUUUAGUGUUGUGCUCUGAAUGGUCUACUAUGUAACUGUCUUAUGCUGCGUUCAAGGUGAGGGUUUUUUAAUUUUCACAAACUUUCUCAGAAAGUGCUGGAAAGUAGGUGGAAUCACUCUUUAUGUCUCCAUUCUCUGUCUGGAAACAUUAAUCGUUGCAAAGCCAGGCUGUUACAUGCUCAGUCACAUAUGGAUUUUGCAAGGUAAUGCAUGCCCGCUGUGGUGCUUUAGUUCUCCCUUACAGUACAGGAACACCACAGGCGGUUUGGAAGGAAUCCUACAGAUGUUUAAAUUUUUUUUUUUUUUAAGGCUUUUAACAUAGUGGAAUGAUGAGCAAUGCUAGUUGUUUUUUUUUUUUUUUUUUUCAUUUUCAUCACGGCAUCUUGCAGUUAGAUGCGCCCCCAAUAUUUUGAGUAUAUGGUACACAAAGUUACGAUGAACUUUUUAAGACUGCCGUGUAAUGCUUUAACUAUUUUUAACUUGCGCGCGCGCGUGUGUGUGUGUGUGUGUGUGUGUGUGUGUGUGUGUGUGUGAUGACUGCAGACCAACACCUUUGUCAUAUGCCUGUGUGUGUUGUGUUCAUGACCAUGAUGCAUUGCUCUAUUCUGUCUGUCUUGAACAAUGCAGCUGGACAAGAACACUGAAUGUGAGGAUUUAGUAAAGUGAUGAAGUGUUUUUGAGAUAAUGUGAUUUAUUCCCCGAGGCUUGGACUAAUAGACUGGACAUGCCACAUAUUAUAGUGUGGAAUUUCCUAUCUGGGCACUUUUUUGUCUGAAAACAAUCUUAAUUUCAAACCCAUUUCUCCUACUUUUAACAACAACAAUCUACUACUUUUACAGUUAUGACAAGAAUACACACUAGAUCUGCUCUACCCCAGAUAACAUUAUAGAAAUCUGGCGCAUUAUGUUAGACCUGUCGGGCUGUGACAUUUGGGAACGUGUACGUCGAUGCGUUUUUGUACCAUCUGCGCCAUUUCCUUUGGAUUUCUGCUGCAUCAUGUCCUACUCAUAUGGUUGUAUCUGAUUAUCCAGGGAAUGAAGGAGAGUGCAUGUGUAUACCGUGAUACUCCAGGUUUCAUGGAGUGUGUGAGUAUUAGACAGAAACUAGGCCAUAGGGGAAACGUGUGGAUAACUGAGGAGGAGAGGAAACAUCUUGUUGACAUGGUUACAGACUGAAAGGCUGGACUUGAAGAGCGUGCCAAUCAAAACGAGAGUAAGGUUGCAUGACGUGGACAGACUGAACGAAGCUGAAAGAGGGAGGAAGGACAGUAUGAGACAGGGGUGGGUGUGUGUGUGCGUGCAUGUGCGCGUGCAUGUGUGCAUGCGUGUGUGUGUUGGGGGAGGGGCGGGCUCAUUCGUCUCGUUUCCAAGCUGCUGUCCCCUCCCACUGGUGUGUGUUCCAAUGAGGAGGUUUUGUAAAAGGGAACCGAAUCCCUUGGCUGUCUUCUCACACACACACACACACACACACACACACACACACACACAUAUACUGCUAUGCAGUUUGUCUGUCCUGAGCACACGCUCAUGCAGGACACUUAGUAGGAGUUUGCUGCCUUUUCCCUCUUCACAUACAGAGCAAGAUCAAGAUGUCUGUGCAGAUUGCAGACAAUUUUAGGCCGGUUUGAUGAAGUGUUGAAUUCGGGAAACAUGGCUCUCAGCUUGAGUCAAGAUCGUAGCUUUGAUGACGAUGACUCGGUGGAUGGUAGCCAGCCCUCGUCAGCCCAGGCAGCUUUCAAAGUCCCCAAAGUGCCGAAGAAACCUGCAGAUUCAGCCAGCAGCUCUAGAAGACCCAGUGCUACUGGAGCCACCAAAAUGAGUGUGUCUAAAGAAGGAGCUGGAGCUGUAGAUGAGGAGGACUUUAUUAAAGCAUUCACAGAUGUCCCCACUGUUCAGAUCUACUCCACGCGUGAUCUGGAGGAUAAUCUGAACAAGAUCCGAGAGAUUCUCUCUGAUGAUAAACACGACUGGGAUCAGAGAACUAAUGCAUUGAAGAAGGUCCGAUCUCUGCUGGUUGCAGGGGCAAAAAACUAUGACUGUUUCUACCAGCACCUGCGCCUGCUGGACGGAGCGUUUAAGAUUUCAGCGAAAGACCUGCGAUCGCAGGUGGUGCGAGAGGCCUGCAUCACUGUGGCGCACUUGUCCACAGUGUUGGGGAAUAGGUUUGACCAUGGAGCAGAGGCCAUUGUUCCUGUGUUGUUUAAUCUUAUUCCCAACUGUGCAAAAGUAAUGGCGACUUCUGGCACAGCAGCAAUUCGCAUCAUUAUACGGCACACGCACGUGCCACGGCUGAUUCCUCUCAUCACAGGAAACUGCACAUCAAAAUCUGUGGCUGUAAGGAGACGCUGUUAUGUGUUCUUGGAUCUGCUGCUGCAGGAAUGGCAGACACACUCUCUGGAGAAGCAUACAGCAGUUUUGGUGGACAGCAUAAAGAAGGGAAUCAGAGAUGCUGACUCAGAGGCUCGUGUGGAGGCCAGAAAGGCCUACUGGGGGCUGCGGUCACAUUUCCCCAUGGAGGCGGAGUCUCUGUAUAACUCAUUAGAAUCGUCCUAUCAAAAGACCCUUCAGUCGUGUCUAAAGAGCUCGGGCAGCGUGGCAUCGCUUCCACAGUCGGAUCGCUCCUCCUCCAGCUCGCAGGAAAGUCUCAAUCGGCCUUUGACUUCAAAAUGGUCAGCUGCUCCAGGCAGAGUUCCAGCCAGCUCUAAGUCAUCAGGCUCACCAGGUUCCCUGCAGCGAUCUCGGAGCGAUGUGGAUGUAAACGCAGCUGCCAGCGCGAAGGCCAGACACAGUGGACAGGCAGGAGGAGCCGGCCGCCUCACUACAGCUUUACCCCCAGGCACCUAUGCCUCACUAGGCCGACUACGUACUAAGCAGCCGUUGUCAACUCCAUCAGGAAUUAGCAGCAGUCAGGUGGACUCGAGGGCCCGGAGCCGAACAAAGAUGGUAUCUCAGUCACAGCCGGGUUCUCGGUCUGGCUCGCCGGGCCGUGUGUUGGCCAGCACAGCUUUGAGCACACUGAGUACAGGCGCCCAGCGGGUGAGUGCUGCUCCAGGCUCCCAGCGGCGCAGCAGAAUCCCACGCAGUCAGGGCUGCAGCCGAGAUUCAAGCCCCACCCGCCUGUCCGUGGCGCCAUCGAACGUCAGCCACAUCUACAACGGAGCAAAAGGAGCGCGGGGUAGUCGUAUACCGCGGCCUAGUGUGAGUCAGGGCUGCAGUCGUGAGGCCAGUCGAGAGAGCAGCAGAGACACCAGCCCUGUGCGCUCCUUCACGCCGCUUGCUUCACGACACUACUCUCGCUCUACUGGUACUCUUCAUGCCUCUGAUGCCUUUGGGGCAGCAGGUUCAGGUUUGGGAAUCUCUCAGUCGAGUCGUCUCUCUUCCUCUGUCAGUGCCAUGAGAGUGUUGAAUACAGGGUCAGACGUAGAGGAGGCCCUCGCUGAUGCACUGCAGAAGAAACCGGCUCGGCGGCGGUACGAAACCUACGGCAUGUAUUCUGAUGACGAUGCCAACAGCGACGCGUCGAGUGCUUGCUCGGAGCGUUCGUAUAGCUCGCGCAACGGCAGUAUCCCCACGUACAUGCGUCAGGCUGAGGACGUGGCUGAAGUGCUUAACCGCUGUGCCUCGGCCAACUGGUCUGAGAGGAAAGAAGGGCUGAUGGGAUUACAGGCUCUGUUGAAGAACCAGCGUGCUCUCAGCCGGGUCGAGCUCAAGAGGUUGUGUGAGAUUUUUACCCGGAUGUUUGCAGACCCACACAGCAAGCGUGAGUCCAGAGGCUUCGGCACGGCAGAAUCCGGUAUCAGUUCCGCCUCCUUUAAGGUGUUUAGCAUGUUCCUGGAGACACUGGUGGACUUCAUAAUGGUUCAUAAGGCAGAUCUUCAGGACUGGCUGUUCGUGCUGCUUACGCAGCUACUGAAAAAGAUGGGUGCUGACCUCCUCGGCUCUGUGCAGGCCAAAGUGCAGAAAGCCCUCGACGUCACAAGGGAGUCUUUUCCUAAUGAUCUGCAGUUCACAAUUCUCAUGAGAUUCACCGUAGACCAGACGCAGACACCCAACUUAAAGGUGAAGGUGGCCAUUUUGAAGUACAUAGAGACCCUGACGCUGCAAAUGGAGCCGCAGGACUUUGUGAACUCCAGCGAGACCAGACUUGCAGUCUCCCGCAUCAUCACGUGGACCACAGAACCCAAGAGCUCCGAUGUCAGGAAGGCAGCCCAGUCUGUGCUGAUUGCGCUGUUCCAGUUGAAUACACCGGAAUUCACCAUGCUUCUUGGUGCACUACCUAAAACUUUCCAAGAUGGGGCUACCAAACUCCUUCAGAACCACCUACGCAACACUGGCGGUGUAGCACCAGCCCCAGUGGGUAGCCCCCUGACACGACACACACCGAGGUCACCAGCCAACUGGUCUAGUCCUCUAACAUCCCCGACCAACACGUCACAGAACACGCCUUCCCCUAGUGCAUUUGAUUAUGACACGGAGAAUAUGAACUCGGAGGAGAUCUACAGCUCUCUCCGUGGCGUUACCCAAGCCAUCCAGAACUUCAGUGUGCGGAGCCAAGAGGACAUGAGUGAACCUCCUCGCAAAAGGGAGGGAGACGGAGAAGAGGGUGGUGCUGACACUACGGACACGGGUCGCACAGCACUGGACAACAAAACGUCUCUGCUGAACACCAUGCCCCUCCUCUCCUCUAGUCCCCGCCCCAGCAAGGAGUAUCAGCCAGGUAGUUACUCAGAUUCUUCCUUCGGCUCCUCCCCCUUUAGUAAGAGCCUGAAAGAUGCACUGGACCAAGACGGCGAGAGCCUUACGGAUGAUAGCAGUGUGGACCAGUCCGAGGUGGUGGCGGAGCUGUUAAAGGAGCUGUCCAAUCACAGCGAGCGGGUGGAGGAGAGGAAGGCAGCGCUCUGUGAACUCAUGCGUCUGAUCAGGGAAACGCAGUUGCAUGUCUGGGACGAACAUUUUAAAACUAUUCUCCUGCUGCUGCUGGAAACCCUGGGGGAUGGAGAGCAUGUGAUUCGUGCACUGGCACUGCGGGUGCUGAAGGAGAUUUUGAACAGGCAGCCCUGGCGCUUUAAGAACUAUGCAGAGCUCACCAUUAUGAAGACCUUGGAAGCACACAAAGACCCACACAAAGAGGUGGUCCGGGCAGCAGAAGAAGCAGCGGCCAUGCUGGCAAGUUCUAUCAGCCCGGAGCAGUGCAUUAAGGUGCUGUGUCCCAUCAUUCAGUCUGCAGACUAUCCCAUCAAUCUGGCUGCCAUCAAGAUGCUCACCAAAGUAAUUGAGCGACUGCCCAAGGAAGGUCUGCUCCAGAUGCUCCCGGAGAUUGUCCCUGGACUUAUUCAGGGUUAUGAUAACUCUGAGAGCAGUGUACGGAAAGCUUGCGUGUUCUGCCUUGUUGCCAUCUAUGCCAUCAUCGGGGAGGAUCUCAAACCUUACCUCAGCCAACUGUCUGGCAGCAAGCUGAAGCUGUUGAAUCUGUAUAUAAAGCGUGCUCAGAGCGGUUCCAGCGGCAGUGACCAGUCGUCAGAUGUGGGAGGUCAAGGCCUGUAGCUGGUCCCACAGGACUUUUGAGGGCAGGAGCCCUAGCAGGCUUUUUAACACAGAUACAAACACUCAGACCGCUAUAAACUUACACAAGCUUACAGAUACACACAUGCGCGCACACACAAGUAUGGACUUGCACUGCUGGACACCUUCCUUUGCCCCUCCCCUACCAUCCAGCUACAGUCUGAAGCCAUGUGGGACAGCGUGGCUCAGACUCCAACAUUUCCUGUUAAACCGAGUUCUUCUUCUUUUCGUGUGAGCACGACUUUCAUUGUGGUGCUGGUAGUAAGCUGUGUCGAGUGUGUUGACUGGUAACUGUGUGUGUGUGUGUGUGUGUGAGUGUGUGAGAGUUUACUUACCUGUUAAAAUCCCAGCAGUGAGAUAUAAAGGAGAGAGGGGGAAAGUUUUAGGUGUCACUCUGCAAUAUCAAGAUCAUUUCAUUAAGAUCAAAGAUCUUUUGAGGGAAACUCAGAUUCACAAGAUGCAACAGAAUCUGAGCAGAGAUUUCAUUACCAGUGCUUACAGCUCCUCGAUUGAUUAUUAAUGGUCGUAUCCCUUCAUAACACUGAAUGGUUGGUUCAGCUUGCUCUAUUAUAUGGCAUACUUUGCUUGGCUAUCUGCAUGUCAUGAUUAAAACCAACCCUUUUUAUCUGGUCUCCAGCAGGACUUUAACAGGUCCAGGGACCCACUCACACAUCCAAGGUUUGCGAAGCCAGAUGUCAUUUGAAUACAUAGGCAAUAUGUAUCUAUAUAACACAACAGGAGUAUUCGGGAAAAAAAAUCUUGUGUUAUUUGGAGGGCGUGUAGAUUCUUUUAAGUAGCAUAGUGUCAUUUCUUCUCCGAUGGGAAAUUUGUAGAAAUGUAUUUACGCAUUCAAAUGGAAAAUAAACCUGAUGUGUGUCUUUCUCCUUUCUGUAGUUUCUCUUUCUCCCCUGUGAGGAAAUUGUUUCCUCUGGUUUUCCCCCACUGCAUUUCUAAAGCUAUGCUAACAAUAAAAUGAAAAUAAAAAAUGUACAGACAUGAGUAAAGUGUUUUACCUUCAUUUACACGUGCUACUUUUUCUCUUCGGUUCUGUGUAAAGGUUACAGGAAAUGCUUACUUUAAUGACUGUUAAUGUCCCCUUUCAUACACGCGCACAGAUUUAUAAGUUUAUUUUAGAUUGUAUUCAUUUGCCAAACACUUUUGUUAUAGUUCGUUUACAGUUGAGACAGGAUAUAAUCCGUACAUAGAGCUUAACAGUUGAGGGACCAAUAGAUGGAUUAAAAAAAAUUAAAAAGUGAUAUAAUAAAGCAUGUGCUCUGGUUUCAAUUUCAUUCAUUUGUAUAGUGUAAAAAAAUAAAAACAAAAUGGAUGUUAAAAGACUAAAUUGCUAGUUUCAUAUCUGUUUUUUGUGCUAUGUUGUAAA
Ictalurus furcatus (blue catfish) is the source of this 7197-nucleotide messenger RNA. It is a transcript of the gene clasp2, whose product is annotated as cytoplasmic linker associated protein 2. The transcript is spliced from 34 exons. Gene Ontology annotation, cellular component: spindle microtubule; mitotic spindle; microtubule organizing center. The record is from RefSeq and is a predicted model, not a curated record. Gene Ontology annotation, biological process: mitotic spindle assembly. Gene Ontology annotation, molecular function: microtubule binding. Bases 1905 to 5798 code for a protein of 1297 amino acids. NCBI's taxonomy places the organism in Eukaryota, Metazoa, Chordata, Actinopteri, Siluriformes, Ictaluridae.